CACAAAAUGGCCGAUAAUCCUGUUGUGGUGUGAUCUGACAAAUUGAAUUAUUUAUAAUCCCUUCGCCACUAUAGUUUCGUAUGUUGUUGUUUUGAGUGCGUAAUUGGUUUGCGUUGUGAACCAAAAUGUAUUUUAAAUUCAUAGCUUUAGUUUUCGCUGCUACCAGUGCUGUCUUUGUGUCUGGCCACUCCUAUGAAGAUAAUCGAUGUAAAUGUGUUUGCCCAAGCCCAGCUGCUGUCCUCAACAACACAGCUGGAGCUGAUCGGAGCCCUUUCAUGAAAUCUGCCAAUGUACCACCUAAUAAAUGCAACUGCGAAUCCGUGAUUCUGCCACGUGUAGCUGAUCAGAUCAAAGGUCGGGAGCAAGAGUUCUGUCCACGCUGUGAAUGCAAGUACGAAAACAGGAAUACUACUAUCAUCAAGGUGGUAGUGAUCAUAGUGAUAUGGGUGAUUAUGCUGCUUGUGGUGUACAUGGGCUUCCUUAUCUGCCUCGACCCACUCAUCAACAAACGCGCCAAGGCAUCCUACCAAGAACACACCAAUGAAGAUGACGAGAGCACGCUCGGCGGGCCUUCACAGCAAAUGGGAGCGCGUGGCAACGUUCUCAACAGGGUGACGCACCAGCAAGACAAGUGGAAGCGCCAAGUUCGUGAGCAGCGCCGCAACAUCUACGACAGGCAUACGAUGCUGAACUAGGACUCGCUUCAUACCUCAUCCGUGGCGUAGCUAUACUAAGGUAAAUCUUUACCGGGGCCCCGGAUUUUUAAAGUAGGUAGACAACUACCCGUAUAUAUAUG
Molecule: messenger RNA, 796 nt
Organism: Spodoptera exigua (beet armyworm)
Lineage: Eukaryota; Metazoa; Arthropoda; Insecta; Lepidoptera; Noctuidae
Source: the annotation of a GenBank genome assembly